Messenger RNA from Aedes aegypti (yellow fever mosquito), 760 nucleotides. RefSeq lists its product as uncharacterized. The transcript is spliced from 5 exons. Bases 15 to 572 code for a protein of 185 amino acids. Gene Ontology annotation, biological process: sensory perception of smell; detection of chemical stimulus involved in sensory perception of smell. The record is from RefSeq and is a predicted model, not a curated record. NCBI's taxonomy places the organism in Eukaryota, Metazoa, Arthropoda, Insecta, Diptera, Culicidae. Gene Ontology annotation, cellular component: plasma membrane. Gene Ontology annotation, molecular function: olfactory receptor activity; odorant binding.
UAUGUGGGCUACCAAUGUUCAGUAUAAUAAUAGUCAUUGUCUCGAUAAAUAGUCUGUAUUGGAGUUUGAUUCAUUAUGUUUCAGGAUUGUUCAAAGUAGUGCGUCUAAAAUUGUUGCAUUUUAGUACGUUCUCGUCUGAAAAAUCCCGAAUCGAUGAGCUAAAUAACAUCAUUGAGCUGCACGAUGUCAUCUUCAGAAGUGCCCGUUCGCUGGAGGAAGCACUAAACGUAUAUAUGCUGAUACAGUUUGGCACGUGUAUUAUCAUGAUAUGCAUGACACUAAUGGUUUUAAUUUUGGCAAUCGAUGACCGGGACUUGUUGAUCAAAAUGGUUCUCAUGAUGUCGUUUAUCCUCUUCCACAUUUUGGUGUACUCGUUGUUGGGAUCGGAACUGAUGGCCGCAAGCGCUUUGGUGGCAAAUGCGGUCUAUGAGGUUCCUUGGUACCAAUGGUCCGUUGCCGAGCAGCGGAAAGUUCUGUUUGUGUGGAUGCGAUCUGCACAUCUGCACAUCUGCACACUACCGCGCUUACCACGGGGAAAUUUUUCUACAUCAACCGCGAAACGUUCGGAAUGACUGUCCGCACCACGAUGUCUUACUUCACCGUUCUGAUGCAGAUUUACGUGGCGCAGUAAGGUGAGCUUUUGCCUAAUGAUCUAGCAGCACAUCUAUGAAGUUUGUGUCAUAAUAAUAGGGUCCUAAAAUGCUUGAUGAAAUCUUAUUUUUAUUUAAUAACACAAAAGUGCAUAUUACAACUUAAGCAA